AUGGUCAAUUAUCCCACUAAUACUGACGACGAGUUUAUUACGCCAACAGGGAUACUGCAGGACCGUCCCUUAUCCCAACCCUCCUCACUAUCCGCUUUUAUCUACCGUGUGAAACUCGCUACUCUUUGUCGCGAAGUCGUUGAUGCGAUGCCAUCAAUUUGGCUGGAGGCACAAGAGCCGGAUUACGAAACCAUCCUAGCGCUAGACAGGAAGUUUCAGAACUUCCUAAGUGAGCUUCCAGCCUUCUUCAAACUAGACCCCGACAGCAUUGAACAAAGCAAGACAAUAUGUGAAGAGCGUCCCUAUAUCCCGGUCCAGCGAAUCAGUCUCCAUUUCAGUCUACACACGCGCCUCUGCCGGCUCCACCGACCCUACCACCUUGAAGGUGUGACAAACCCAAAGUACUCAUAUUCUCACCGGGUCUGUAUCCAGUAUGCGCAGAAAGUAUUAGAGUUACGACGCUUAAUGGACGAUGCGGGAGCACGGAUUGGAUUGAAACCAGGACGCUUUUGGACGACAAACCAGCAUGCUUUUCUGGCCGCUCUUAUUCUAGCUACCGAUGUUUCAUUUAACCCCGACGCACCAGAUGCGGAGGCUCGGAAGGGUAAAGUGCUUGCUGCUUAUGAGACUCUCGAGAAGUCAAAGGAAGAGUCUAGUAUCCUGGUAGAGACGAUCCAGAAAAAUAUGCAGACUCUUAUGUCAACUCUCCACAGACAGCGACCACGGCGCCUUGAUUUACAAUCAGACAUUACGGGAAUACGUAAAGAUACCCUUGUCUCGCCUAGUGAAGCCCCUCAGAACAAUGACAACUCGCAAGGUCUUUAUAAUACAUCUAUGUCUAGUCAUGCCAUAAGUACAGUGCAAUGGCCAGCGACGGAACAUCCAAUCCUGGUUGACGAUGCGGCUCCUUACAGGAACGUUCCACCUGAGCCAGGGAUGCAGGAGGAAGACUGGGACCAGCUAUGGUCAGACUUUCUAGCGGUCGCCCCAGAGCUCGACAUCCCACAGUGGAACUCCCUGUUGGAUGAUAUGGACUUCAACUUCGGUGAAAGCACAUAA
Molecule: messenger RNA, 1059 nt
Organism: Aspergillus oryzae RIB40
Lineage: Eukaryota; Fungi; Ascomycota; Eurotiomycetes; Eurotiales; Aspergillaceae
Product: fungal specific transcription factor domain-containing protein
Exons: 1
Coding region: 1-1059 (352 amino acids)
Source: RefSeq, a predicted model, not a curated record